AUUUUUUAUAGGCUGUCACUCACUACCACUAGUCGUCCACCCACCUCACUUUUUCCCAUGUAUAAUAACUCUCUGUCACCCAUCAUUCCUUUCAAUCAAUACAAUUGCUUCCUAAUUCAUAUCAGACGCCAUGGCUGCCCAACCAAAGAAGAUCAUCAUCGACACCGACCCUGGCAUUGAUGAUGCCAUGGCGAUUUUUCUGGCAUUACGAUCACCAGAGGUGGAGCUGAUUGGACUCACAACUGUAUUUGGGAAUGUUUAUACGACCCUGGCCACGAGAAAUGCCCUGCAUUUGCUAGAAGUUGCAGGGAGAACUGAUAUCCCUGUUGCUGAGGGAUCUCAUGUCACUAUUAAUAAAGAUACAAAACCUCGAGUUGCUGAUUUUGUCCAUGGUGCUGAUGGACUUGGCAACCAAAAUUUUCCUCCACCAAAAGGAAAGGCAAUUGAGCAGUCAGCAGCAGCCUUUCUCAUUGAGCAAGCAAACCUCUAUCCUGGAAAAGUCACAGUGGUGGCACUAGGCGCACUUACAAAUAUUGCCCUGGCCAUCCAACAAGAUCCUGCAUUUUCUAAGAACAUUGGGCAGAUUAUUCUUCUUGGUGGUGCUUUUGCAAUAAAUGGGAAUGUGAAUCCAGCAGCAGAGGCCAAUAUUUUUGGUGAUCCAGACGCUGCAGAUAUUGUCUUCACAAGUGGAGCAGAUGUUUUGGCUGUGGGCUUAAAUGUUACUCAUCAAGUCAUAUUGACAGCUAAAGUGCCCAGUAAAGUUGCGUUUUUUGGCUGGUUGGUGUCGCUUGAGAAAGUUUUAACUACCGAUAAUUUGAGGAAAAGGGGCUUUUAUGUGAUGGACUGGUGCACCAUGUGUAAAAAUGAUGGUGAAUCUGUCAACCAUUUGUUUCUUCAUUGUGAAAUGGCAACGGCUUUGUGGAAUGAGUUAUUCGUCAAACUAGGCAUCGUUUGGGUCAUGCCUUUUCAAGUGGUGGAUUUUUUGGUUUGCUGGCAAGGAGCAGCUGGAAGUAGGCGAAAUAUAGAGGAGUGGAGAAUGAUCCCACUGUGCUUAUUCUGGUGUCUAUGGCUCGAGAGAAAUGGGAGGUGUUUUGAAGAUCGAGAACGCACAAGGAUGGAACUUAGGGACUUUUUCUUCAACACUUUAAACUUUUGGGCGAAUAAUCUUUUAAGGGAUAUCAACUUUUGUAAUGUUUUUCUUUAGUUCUGUUUCUGUUUUAGAUUGUAUUUAGGUUUAUUCUCUUGUAUACUACCCGUGUACUUGGGCAUUGCCUAUUUACUAUGAAUAAAAUCCAUAUUAUCUAUCAAAAAAAAAAAAAAUCAUCUUUCUGUUCUCCAAUGCCACAGUGAAGAAUAUUUAGAUUCUCUCAGUAGAAUUAUCCACCAGAAUUAUUGAAUCCCUUCAAAAUUGUAAUACUUGCAUGAUUCUAUUUGUAUAUUUUUUUCUCUCACCGUAAUCUUUCUUUCAUCACUUUUGACACAUCAUAGAUGAUGAUAGACAGAAGCUGGCAAGGUCAGAUGGGAAAUUUGCUCAG
Messenger RNA from Carya illinoinensis, 1535 nucleotides. Its product is annotated as probable uridine nucleosidase 2. NCBI's taxonomy places the organism in Eukaryota, Viridiplantae, Streptophyta, Magnoliopsida, Fagales, Juglandaceae. The transcript is spliced from 7 exons. The record is from RefSeq and is a predicted model, not a curated record. Gene Ontology annotation, cellular component: cytosol. Gene Ontology annotation, molecular function: purine nucleosidase activity. Gene Ontology annotation, biological process: purine nucleoside catabolic process. Bases 131 to 1204 code for a protein of 357 amino acids.